GGCAAAGAGACUCCGGGCGGGUAUUCUGUGACAAAGACAAGACCCCCAGGUCUGCUUAGAGCAAGGCAGGUGAAGGAGGCAGCCAGGUGGGUCCCCACGUCUGUCCCUAGGACAAUAUGGAUUAUAAGUCGAGCCUGAUCCAGGAUGGAAACCCCAUGGAGAACCUGGAGAAGCAGCUGAUCUGCCCCAUCUGCCUGGAGAUGUUUACCAAGCCGGUGGUCAUCUUGCCGUGCCAGCACAACCUCUGCCGGAAGUGUGCCAACGACAUCUUCCAGGCUGCCAAUCCCUACUGGACCGGCCGGGUUGGCUCCGCGGCCAUGUCUGGAGGCCGUUUCCGCUGCCCCUCCUGCCGCCACGAGGUGAUCAUGGACCGCCACGGAGUGUACGGCCUGCAGCGGAAUCUGCUAGUGGAGAACAUCAUUGACAUCUACAAACAGGAGUGCUCCAGUCGGCCGCUGCAGAAGGGCAGCCACCCCAUGUGCAAGGAGCAUGAAGAUGAGAAAAUCAACAUCUACUGCCUCACGUGCGAGGUGCCCACGUGCUCCAUGUGCAAGGUGUUCGGAGCCCACAAGGCCUGCGAGGUGGCCCCGCUGCAGAGUGUCUUCCAGGGACAGAAGACUGAGCUGAGUAACUGUAUCUCCAUGCUGGUGGCAGGGAACGACCGUGUGCAGACCAUCAUCACUCAGUUGGAGGAUUCCUGUCGAGUGACCAAGGAGAACAGUCACCAGGUGAAAGAAGAACUGAGCCAGAAGUUUGAUGCGCUGUACGCCAUCCUGGACGAGAAGAAGAGCGAGCUGCUGCAGCGGAUCACGCGGGAGCAGGAGGAGAAGCUCGGCUUCCUCGAGGCCCUCAUCCAGCAGUACCGGGAGCAACUGGACAAGUCCACCAAGCUGGUGGAGACAGCCAUCCAGUCUCUGGACGAGCCUGGUGGCGCCAUCUUCCUCUUGAGUGCCAAGCAGCUCAUCAGAAGCAUUGUGGAAGCUUCCAAGGGUUGCCAGCUGGGGAAGAUAGAGCAGGGCUUUGAAAACAUGGACUACUUUACUUUGGACUUAGAGCACAUAGCUGACACCCUGAGGACCAUCGACUUUGGGACAGAUGAGGAAGAGGAGGAGUUCAUUGAAGAAGAAGAAGAUCAUGAAGAGGAAGAGUCCACAGAGGGGAAGGAAGAAGGACACCAGUAAGGAGAUGAUGAGGGAGAGACCCUCUAGAUGCAGAG
Molecule: messenger RNA, 1216 nt
Organism: Dama dama (fallow deer)
Lineage: Eukaryota; Metazoa; Chordata; Mammalia; Artiodactyla; Cervidae
Gene: TRIM63
Product: tripartite motif containing 63
Exons: 9
Coding region: 117-1181 (354 amino acids)
Molecular function (GO): zinc ion binding
Source: RefSeq, a predicted model, not a curated record